This is a messenger RNA of Hyaloscypha bicolor E, 2989 nucleotides long. RefSeq lists its product as uncharacterized. Lineage: Eukaryota; Fungi; Ascomycota; Leotiomycetes; Helotiales; Hyaloscyphaceae. The transcript is spliced from 2 exons. Bases 148 to 2718 code for a protein of 856 amino acids. The record is from RefSeq and is a predicted model, not a curated record.
ACUUCAAAUUCAUCGAAAUCAUCGCUCGUUUUAGCAACUCAUCGACAUCUUGCGUUCUACGUAACUUUGCUUCUAUUUCUUGGAUUCCCUCGUCGGAGCUUUUGUUAACAGCAUAUUUUAAUCCCUGACUAAUUUGCAGUGUACAAGAUGGCGCAAGUCGCGGUUGCUCCGACGGUUGCGAAUGGGGGGACAUUGACCGCAGACGAGCUUCGUGAGAUUUUGGAGUACGAAAGAAUUGUACAAUUUCGAGAUGCUGUGAUGGCCGGGACUCACCCUCGCAUAAAAAUUGCACCACACCUGUUUUCGAAGCAAAAUAAUCCACCUCACGUAUCCUCUCCAAACCACUCGACGCCUUGCGCAGACCUGCCUGCGCACCCGACAGCUAACAACGGCUCGCAUUUCGAAGGGUUACCUUCUGUAUACAACAAGUCCCCAAAUAAUCAACGCUCUGCAGGUGGCGCACAUAUCCCGAUGUCUUCCAAGGCCGAAAUCAAUCCUAUCCUGCUGGAGAAGUCUGACGAUCUUAUCAAAGCUGAGAUCCAAUUACAAAGACAAAGGAUAGAGAGGGCUUUGAGAGAACAGUUCGAGCAACAGCGUCUUGCGGCAAAAGCAUUGCUUCAAACGUCUGAGUCUCUCCCCAAUUUUGAUAUUUCUGAAGUCUUGUCAAAAGCACUUGCAAUCGUCCACCCUUCCACCGCAGCAGAAGAACUUUCUGCUGGUGCUCGUUCAUCUGCCAGUGAUUCUUUUGACGAGAAUACUUUCUAUUCAAGUCAGUAUGAUACACCAGAGCCUUCGAGCCCAUCAGCGGGUCAGAAAGAACCUGUGGAGGUUCAGUCACACGAUGUAGUAUCGGUUGGCGAACGUCCUACUGGGCAAAUUUCUACUCAAAUCAAUGUUGGUGACCAGGACGUGGUCAUGACUGGUAUUUCACUAUCCCAUGAUAACCAAAUUGCAACGCCUGGUCGUUCGCAGCAGCAGCACUCAUCCUCCUCCGACAUGGCCAGGGCUUCAAAUUUUCACCAUCAGCAGUCAGAUAUGGGCAAGUCCGAUCCAAGCGAUUCCCGAGGAGUGAAUGCUGAAGAAUCUUCAGCCAAUAUAAGCACACAAAGACAAGUACAAAGAACGAACGAUGAUCUUCUCAAGCAAGCCUUCGAGAACCUACCAGCAUCGCCCCUGGUCAGAGCACACAACCUAUCACCGAUUGCACCCCAGCCCGCUCGCGUCUCUCCCUUGGCCACGGCAAGAGAACCUCCUAUCCUUCGAGGACCUGUUGUCAUGGAUGAGGCGCAACCUGCUCAGGUUACCGCCCUUCGUAACAACCUGUCAGGAAUCUCGAGCACGGAUAGCUCCCCAAAUCGCGGCAAAGGCUCGGAAAAGAAGAAGGAAAAGAAAAAGAAGAACAAGCGGAAGGCUAAAGAUGCAGUAGAGAAAGCUGAUACACCUGAUUCGCCAUAUAUCAAGCCAGAGCCCCGAUCCCCUUCGCCGUAUGGAGUAGCACCAUUGCCCCGCCCUCAGAAGAGACAACGGCAAUCCGGCCAAUUUGCAGCUGAACUCAAUUACGACGAGCCCCGACAAGAACCCCAGGAAGAGCCGCAAGAGCGCAUCACCGAGCGAAUUCAAGAAGUACGAGGUCCCCGAACAUAUGAGCGGCACGAAGAUCGAUAUGAGCCUGAGUUGCGUCGGCCAGAGCCUGUCUACCGUCGCGUUGAGAGAGAAGAUGAUGAGUAUCGACGCGUGGAUUCUGGACAGUAUGCACGACGACCUCAGUCCCCGCCAGGUUUCUCUGUUCCUUAUGGUGCAAGUGAAAUUCGUACAGUUCGAGCAGCAUCACAGGCCAUUGUUGAUCGCAGAGUUCAGGAGGAACCCAGGUACUAUCCCGUUCGAGCCAGCGUCCGUCCUGAUGCAGAUCGUGAACGAUCUAGAUCCCCGAUCAUGCGUGAGCGACGCUCCCCAAUCGCUAUGGCCCCUCCUCGACAGACUGUACGCAUUGUGAUGGACGGGUUUGGCCGAAAGUACUAUGAGCCUGUCCCAGCACCUAUCAUCAGACAAUCUGUCGCCCCUCCCAUCCGAUACCGCGAUUCUGAGGUGAUCUACGAGCGAGCACCGGUCAGAACCGUGUCAAGCCGUAUUCCGGUCGAUGCUUACGAAGAAGACGGGGUUGUUUAUCGAAGACCUGCAUCACCUGUUGCUGUCCCUCGACGUGUCGUUACACAGCCAGAGUAUACAAUUCCCGCCCAGCCAGAAUACCGCUCUUACCGCCAAAGAGAAUAUUCGGACCGCCCUACAAUGGCACCCCCUGGAGAUGGGUACAUGCAAGUCAGAGAUGCGCCGGAGCGUCGUCAGAUGAGUGAAGCACCUCGCGAACAUGUACAGAGAGCACCGAGCACCAGACCGGAAGCAGUGAGAUAUGAGAUUCCUAGGGAAUACGCGGGAAGACUUCAAAGCGUUCGCCCGGAGCCACCUCCAAGAGAAUACGCGUCAAGUGUCCGCCCAGAGGUUCGCAGAGAAGCGAUUCCUCAAUCACAAAGAGAGUUCAGCGUUCGACCCAUGGAUGCCAUUCCCCGCCGCCAAGUCCCUGUGGUUGAAGAUGAUCGAUAUUACGAGGAGGUUCCCAGUAGAAGACCAGCUGAGAUUGCUUUUAUUGAGAGACCUAGAGCUAGGGAGUCAUCUGUGCUCGUAUACGCAGACGAUGUUCGGAGGGAAGUGUACCGACAGUAGGGAAAACGAGGAAAAGAGGAGCAUGAUGGAUGUGAUAAUGUCAGGAUUAACAAGUUCAAGUAUCGAAAGAGCAUUUUUGACGUUGAUUUCGAUGAUCAUAGAGUGUGGCUGGUGUGAAGGCAUUCAGUUGGUUUCCAUACCAAAGAGCUUUCCCCGGAUGCCACUGCUGCCAUGAGAUGAAGGUGUUAACGCACCAUUGGAACUCGUACUGUAGAGUAGCCCGCUCUUGCAUUGCUUUCAAAAAUAGAAGUACUCCUCAAAUUAUUCCGCC